Molecule: messenger RNA, 2161 nt
Organism: Panicum virgatum (switchgrass)
Lineage: Eukaryota; Viridiplantae; Streptophyta; Magnoliopsida; Poales; Poaceae
Product: rhamnogalacturonan I rhamnosyltransferase 4-like
Exons: 8
Coding region: 97-1596 (499 amino acids)
Cellular component (GO): cytoplasm
Source: RefSeq, a predicted model, not a curated record
CUCGUCCACCUCCUCCACGACUUGCUCCUAGCGGCGAGCCCGGCGGAAACAGAAGGCAAAAGGGUCGUCCCAGCAGGCACCCAGGCCAAGCCCCUCAUGGCCAAGCAGAAGGCCUCGCCUCCGGGCGCGGUCCGCCGCCGCCUCGGCGGCGCCGGGGCAUCGGCCGUCGGGUGGGCGCUGCGCGUGGCGACCAGCAUCGUGGCCUGGACGCUGCUCCUCCACCUCUUCACCUUCCUCGGCGUCCCCCGCCCGCCGCUGCCCAUCGCGCGUCCGUCCUGCCUGGGCGGCCGCAACAACUCCACCGCCGCAGAAGCGGUGGUUGCGGCCGGCGAGGCCGCACACCGGGUUCCCCCGGCUCUGCCUCCGAGGAGACUUUACAAGAGUAAUGGCUAUCUUCUUGUUUCAUGCAAUGGUGGUCUGAAUCAAAUGCGAGCAGCGAUAUGUGACAUGGUGACUGUAGCACGCUACUUGAAUCUGACAAUGGUGAUACCUGAACUUGAUAAGCAAUCCUUCUGGGCUGAUCCUAGUGAUUUUGGGGAUAUUUUUUAUGUAAGUCAUUUCAUCGAUUCAUUGAGAGAUGAAGUGAAGAUUGUCAAAGAACUCCCGCGGAAGUUCCGUGAAAAAGUUCCUCUAUCAAUGCAACCAAUCAGCUGGUCUAGUGAAAAAUACUAUUUGAGGCAGAUCUUGCCUCUAGUACGAAAACACAAGGUGGUACGUUUUAGCAAGACAGAUUCUCGCCUUGCAAAUAAUGGCCUUCCUCUGAAGCUACAGAAACUUCGCUGCUAUGUUAACUACAACGCAUUGAGAUUUACACCAUCCAUUGAGGCUCUAGGCAACAAGAUGGUCUCAAUUCUUAGGAGAACUGGAUCUUUUAUUGUGCUUCAUUUGAGAUAUGAGAUGGAUAUGCUUGCUUUCUCAGGAUGUACUCAUGGAUGUUCUGAUGAAGAAACAGAAGAGUUGACAAGAAUGAGGUAUGCAUAUCCCUGGUGGAAAGAAAAGGAAAUAGACUCUGAGAAGAAAAGGCUUGAGGGAUUGUGCCCCCUUACUCCUGGAGAAACAACAUUAGUACUUAAAGCUCUCGGUUUCCCCAGAGACACUCGAAUAUAUAUUGCCUCAGGUGAAAUAUAUGGUGGUGAAAAAAGACUAGCUGUAUUGAAGACAGAAUUUCCUAACGUCGUGCGGAAGGAGAUGCUUUUAUCUGAUGAUGAGUUAGGACCCUUUCAGAAGCACUCGACUCAAAUGGCAGCACUGGACUAUCUUGUUUCUGUCGCCAGUGAUGUUUUUAUCCCCAGUAAUGAUGGAAACAUGGCUAAAGUCGUAGAAGGGCACCGCAGGUUUACAGGCUUCCAUAAAACCAUACAGUUGGACAGGAAGAAGUUAGUUGAGCUUAUAGAUCUUUUUGAAGACCAGGAGCUGUCCUGGGAAGAAUUCUCUGUUGGUGUCAAGGAGCUCCACAUGGGCCGAAUGAGCCAGCCCACCAGAAGGCGGGUUAUCCCCGGACAACCGAAAGAAGAGGACUACUUCUAUGCUAAUCCUCAUGAAUGCCUUGGGCCUGCAAGAAAGCGAAUGGAAAGGUUAAAACAUAUUGAGAUUUGAAUGCUACAUGAUAAGCACCCUGGUAGGUUGGUACAGAUAGAAUCCAAGCUGAAAAGUGGCAAUGAUGUACGUUUAGGCGCCAUUUCAAAUAACCAGAGUAUAGCUGGUUGCAGCAAUGGCAAAACAACCUUCAGCUUCCUCAUUUAGCUGAUCUCUGCUCAUGAUUUUUGCCGAGCCUUGCCCUAAUGAAGUGCAAUUGUGUGAAUAAGCUGUAAUCCUAUUCUACCUGGCUAAGCUCAUCUCCAUGCCACGAAUUGAAGAGUGUUCUUGUCAAUGAUCAUGGCUCGAGAGAAGCAUUUGCCAUCCAGAAACUUCAUGACGAUUAUUAAUUCUUGGUUUCAGAUUUUGUUGAUUCUAUAUUCAUCCCCCCUGCUUCUGAACUGGAACAUGACCCGUAUUAAUCUUUAGAUGUCAUGGGGUCGUACAUGUUCUGUUGUGAUCGAUUGCAGGUGGUAGCUAUAUGUUGUAUACUUGUAUUAGGUGGUUGAAUGUGUUGUUAAUGUGUAAAAUGCAACUUCUGGAACGGGAAAGUAAACAAUUGUAGCAUUGGAUCCACUUGUGCGUC